AUGUCGAUGGAACAGUGGGCAGUGCCUCGGCUUUCGCUGCUCCUGCCGUUAGAGGAAGGCCAUCUCAAAGAGGUCGUCUCGUACACAAACACUUUAUCGGACGAAGAAGCAGCAAAACAUCUUUCUCAGUUGCUUGGAGAUUCGGGUCCAGCAGCGAGUUUAAUCGAAGAGUUCAUACAGAGGCGAAAAGAACAGCCCGACGGAACUUCAUUGGAUUUCAAACCCAGCACAUCUGCUUUGCCGCAAUGUCCCCCUUCAAUCCGUUCAGGGCAUUCUGAUGAGGUGAAGACGAGCCAUAUCGCGAAGAAUGGCCAGUCUCCAGCACCGCCGGCCUAUACCCCAACAGGCGCACUCACAGAAAGGCAAAACGUUGCGUCCGGAUACAGACACACAAACCCAGUCAUCGAAGCAGCUCAACUACGGGCAGUGGACGAACAGGAAAUGCAGCAAGCCCUUCAGACUCUCCAAUAUCAAUAUGGAAUCUAUAACACUGAGAUUGAACCAGAACACGACACAGACAACUACUGCGCCUGUCCGAUCCACCAGUACCUGCGUAUGAAGCGAGGUAGAUAUCGUGUACAGGAGAAGUGGAGCAAAGCCGUCAUGUAUCCCGGAGAGAAAGCGUAUAACGACGGAUGGACGACCAAUGGCGCGACCGGACUUUUCAGCAGUAACCCGUAUGCCAAUCGUGUGGUCUCUCCUUUUGGGUACAGCUAUUCUCGACAAUAUCUCUGGGGACCGCAGCGGCCAGUUCCCAGCUAUCAUGCUCGCUCGAUUCACCAAACGAUUGAGCUGAAUAACAUGUUCAAUCAGCAAGCACAGGCAAAUGUGGCAGCACAAGAACCGAAGCAUAGUGUUUGGGAUGAUGAAGAAGCCUUGGAAAAGGCCAUGGCCAAUCUCACAAUGACUAGCAGCAUUCCGAGGUCCGAGAAGCCAGGCAGUCGUUCAGCAAAAGACACUCCGACAGAGAAGCCCAAACCAUCAAGAAUGGCGAGCUUUCGUCGGUCCAUUGGCAUCAAAUCUGCAGAUGAGAAAGCAGUCGGCAAAGUUUUGAAGUCAGUAGGGAAGGGAAAGUCUUUGAGAGAUCAAAUUCUGGCCGAAGAACAAGGCAGAUGGCCUGAUGAUCAAUGGCGACAGCUUGUGAACGUGUACCAAGAAAAAGUGGGAAUGAUACGAAUGAUCGCUGAUCUCAGAGCACGGUGUCCCAUCCAGUACUUGCACCUACUGCGUGCGGGUUACUUUGAGCCCAUCCCUGUAGCAUGGGCAGAUCAGGCGUCCAAUCCUCUGAAAUUCAGCAUUGAAGCUGCGGCUGGAUGGAGAGGCAUCACACCUGCAUGGCGUGGAUAUGAGGACACUGCCGAAGAGAGAUUGUAUUGGGUAUUGAACCACCGAGAAGGGAGUGUUGGCAUGAGAAUGAAACCAGACUUUAUCUCAGAGAUGAACAUGGCGAGAGCGAGAAUGGCAACGGCUGUUGAACCGCCGCCAAUGUACUUCUCACCAAACGAUACUUGCCACCUCCAGCAUACAUCAUCCGGAUACUCCAAACAGGUGAUGCCAUCUCUAUUCAAGCCAUUUGACCAGCCCGAAAAGCCCACAGAUGACACCAUGAUCCUUUUAGAUGUCUCCGGUUCCAUGGAUUUCGUGCCUGUGAGGCCAUUAUACGAUCAGUAUCUKAUCACUGACUAUGUCAAGUCCCACCAGCCAAAGAACAAAGAUGUUGCCAAAGCCAUCAUCCGCCGCUUCACUGAUGCCAUGGAGAACCACGACCAUCAGUUUUCGGGAUAUGACCUGACCACAUUCUCCACUCACGCAAGCUACAUAGGGACAAUCAACCACCGUAACUUCGACCAUAUGUGGCAGAAUGUCAAACUUGGAGGAGGAACACGGGUCAUGACCGGAUGGCAAAAGGUUAAGGAUCUCCACUUCCGGAAACACGCAGAAUCAGCCACUCACCACCCAGUAUAUGGCUGGCAGGCCGGUCCACAGACACCUAUGCUCCGUCUUCUCCUACUGUUGGACGGCGAGGCAACCGACAUGGAUGAGUUUGAGCUUGAUCUACUUGGAUUGAGCUGGGCCCAUGUAACCAUCUUCUUGAUCGGUGUGGAUGGCUGUCCGCAUCAUCAUCGACAUGCCAAUGAGCUGCAAAGGAUCAGUGAUGUGAAUCAUCAUGUCAGUUUUGUGGAUGCACAAGGGAAUUGUCCAGAAAGGUUUGUAACGCAUGAGUUGUUGAAGAGACAUCUGGGGUAUGAAGUGAGUAUGCAGGAAUUUGAAGCCAUGGAAGAGUUGCCACCUUACGAGGCGUAA
Molecule: messenger RNA, 2304 nt
Organism: Ramularia collo-cygni
Lineage: Eukaryota; Fungi; Ascomycota; Dothideomycetes; Mycosphaerellales; Mycosphaerellaceae
Exons: 4
Coding region: 1-2304 (767 amino acids)
Source: RefSeq, a predicted model, not a curated record